AUGAAAAUCCUUUCAUUUUUAAUAAUUUUUAUCAUUUUCAGCUCCGUUUUCUGCUUCAAAGUCCCAACAGUCGUCGAUACUGUUUAUAAUACCUUAAAGCAGCGCAUCAUCAAAAAGGCAAUUUUCGACGGUUCAGCUCGUUUAAUGGGCUUUCGGAAUGCCGGACAUGCAGCUACUCUCAUGAAAGGUCGCGUUCAUGCCGUAGAAAAGCUCACUGCGUUAUCUGAGACUUUUAAGGAUGAAGUUGAAGUUCUUUCCGAUGCGAUGAAUGAACAAACGGAGCACGUAAUUGACCUUUUGACGCGUCAAAUCGAGAAUAGUGCGGAAUUUCACAACGCAUUUGGCAAAAUUGAGCGUUACAUUCCGAUAAUUGAGACGAGUUACAAUCAAAUGAUGCGAUUUCGGAUUUUUAACAAAGCCCAUCUGACAAGAGAAGUACUGAAAUUCGCGGAAAAUGCCGUCGAUACGAAGGAAAAAUCUAUUUAUGAUGCAAUCAACAAGCUAACAACGUACUUGGGUGGGAGUGAAAUGAUAUCAAAACAAUUACCGAGAAAUGACUUGAGCUCAAUUACGGAAUACUUGGAAGCGAAAUCCGAUGUGACGGAAUGUCAGAUGGUUACAGCGACGAUAGAAACCCUUCAUACCUUCGUGCAAUCGAUGAUUUUGGUGAUCAUGAAGGGCAAAGCUGUUAUCAAGUACGGCUAUAAUAUAAAACAUUUGCAACGAGCGAAUGAAACUUCCUUAAAGGACGACACUCAUUUGUACAAAACUGAGUUGGAAAGUCUCGAAUUGAUGAUCAUGAAGUCUCUGGAACGAAUUUUACUGAAUUUUAUGCAAAAUACCGCGCAUUUGCACCGUUUUUCGUACAAUUGUCGCCCAAGAGAAGGCUACAAAGAAGGUUAUAAUUACGAAAGAUUCACAAAUUUCUUAAGCACCUACUUUGCUGAUGAACGAUUUUUGUAUCAUCCGUACCGCAGAUGGAGCAGCGAGUUUUUUGCUUGUUCCCAAACAUGUGAGGAGUACGAUAUUUCAUCAAAGAGUGACCAUCAACUGCGUUAUUGCAAAGGCCCGCUACGAAAAUGCAAGAAAUUUGAACAAAAUAUGAGAUUAUGUGCUGUUUAUGGCAAAAAUACGACAAAAUUAUUCUCAAAAGACGUCGAUUCUUGUCCAAAAACCGACAUUUUCGAUACAAAAUCGCAACUUACCGCGGAUUUUUUCUAUUGUGACACCUGUUAUUGCAGAUGCGAUGCCCAAAUUGGUCUCAACUUUGUCUACACAGGACCUGUUAUGGCUCCAAAAGGUCACGUGGUUACAGGAGUUCAACUGCGGAAGACAAAUGCCACGAUUUACAUGAGUAUCUUGACGGGGAAACCGAUGCCAAUGGGAUUUGUUGAUAUACAGAAGGCAAAAUGGUUUGAGAUUUCGAGUGAUGUGGAUCCGAUGAAGAAUCGCGAUCGAUAUAUGAGGAUGACGUCGUGGUGUAAGACAUUUGUGCUUGCCGAUGUGGAGUUGGAACGUUAUCAUGUCGUGACAGGCGUCCAAUUUGUCGUUAAUCCGAGAAAUUGUAUGAUAAAUUUGAAAGUUUAUGGCAGUAUGAUCAAUAUUUUGUACGGGAUUUUGAUUCCUAAUUCGACGGUGACAGCGAUGGCGAAACCUUCAGCAAGAAAGAUCUACAAAGUUUCUGUCGAAAAUUUACUUUCCGGCAUCGACGAAAAACGUGACAUCAUCCAAUCAGGCAAACCAAAGCCAAAAUUUAUCACCUUCACAACGACUUCCGUGCAUGAAGAUUUAGGCCAAACCACGAUCCCAUUCUUCGAUACGCAACCGCUCCAAAGUCCCGUUAGCGUUGUGCAAUCAGGCGUUGGCUUAUACCAUCGGUCAACUAAGAACUUUGCUGGUUUCAUCGCGCCUCGCUUGAUCGCGUUCAACUUCACGGACUACUUCGUCGACAUUCAGCUGAUACAGAAACUCGACACUGACCUGAGUGGAAAAAAUAUCAAAACACGCGUGUAAAUUAUUUCAUUAUAUUGAUCUGUUAACACAAGUUGCUUACUUACAAAAAAAAAAAUUAAAUAAAAUAUUUCUAGCGAGAAAAAAGUUCUUUAGCAGCUUCUUUCUCAUGCAAGAAAAAAUUGUAAGCGAGACACCUGAAAGUGCAGUGUAAAAUCAGAAUUAAUCUUUUAAAUUAACAAACACAAUCAAGCAACUCAUUCAUGCA
Molecule: messenger RNA, 2218 nt
Organism: Culicoides brevitarsis
Lineage: Eukaryota; Metazoa; Arthropoda; Insecta; Diptera; Ceratopogonidae
Exons: 3
Coding region: 1-2013 (670 amino acids)
Source: RefSeq, a predicted model, not a curated record